This is a messenger RNA of Staurois parvus, 1728 nucleotides long. Lineage: Eukaryota; Metazoa; Chordata; Amphibia; Anura; Ranidae. The record is from the annotation of a GenBank genome assembly.
AGGCCGGGAGCAUGGAGAGAGCCAGUUAACCCUUACUAUGUCAACACUGGGUAUGCGGUGGCGCCAGCCACCAGUGCUAACGACAGCGAGCAACAGAGUAUGUCGAGUGACGCAGAUACCAUGUCCCUGACGGACAGCAGUGUAGAUGGAGUUCCACCAUAUAGAUUACGAAAGCACCAUCGCAGGGAAAUGCAAGAAAGUGCCAAAGCAAACGGACGUGUGCCACUACCUCACAUUCCACGUACAUAUCACAUGCCAAAGGAUAUUCAUGUUGAUCCUGAAAAAUUUGCUGCUGAGCUAAUAAGUCGCUUGGAGGGAGUUCUGAGAGACCGUGAAGCGGAACAGAAGUUGGAGGAGCGGCUGAAACGAGUGAGAGCUGAAGAAGAAGGUGAUGAUGCCGAUGUCUCAUCUGCACCUUCCAUGGUUAGCCACAAGUUGCCUUCAAGCCAGCCCAUGCAUCAAUUUGGUUCACGUUAUGCUGACAUGGGUUGUGUCGGGAUGCCAAUCAGAGACGCCCACGAAGAAAAUCCAGAGUCCAUCCUUGAUGAACACGUGCAGCGCGUCAUGAAAACCCCAGGCUGCCAGUCUCCAGGCCCUGGGCGCCAUUCCCCGAAACCACGCUCUCCGGCCAUGGGAACAAUGCAGUCUGGUCACGGAAAGCAUUCGGGCAAGAGCAACUCAAAACUUGAGGCAUCCAACCUUUACCACCACAAGCAUGUUUAUCACCAUGUUCACCACCAUAGUGGUGUGAAACCUAAAGAACAAAUUGAGGCUGAGGCCACACAAAGAGUGCAGAGCAACUUCCCAUGGAAUGCAGACCCACAUAACUAUGCAACCAAGUCUCGAAAUUAUGCAGAGAGUAUGGGAAUGGCCCCUAAUCCUAUGGAUUCUCUGGGCUACAGCGGAAAAGUAAGUAUGCUUGCCAAAAGGAACGCUAAGAAAGUGGAUUCCGGGAAGCUUGAAAGUGCCAGCUAUGAAAUGCCAGUUGUGCCAGAAGACGCGGAGAGAAACCAGAAAAUCAUGCAAUGGAUAAUGGAAGGAGAGAAGGAGAUAAGCAGACAUAAAAAAUCCGUCCAUAGUUCGUCAGGUGCCAAGAAGCAACCUGGCCAUGAUGUGCCUAGACCACUUUCUAUCGAGCGGCCGGGUGCCGUUCACCCGUGGGUCACUGCCCAACUACGUAACGUGGUUCAGCCCUCCCACCCGUUCGUGCAAGAUCCCACCAUGCCACCCAACCCUGCCCCCAAUCCGCUGACACAGCUGGAGGAAGCACGCAGGAGGCUGGAAGAGGAGGAAAGAAAAGCAGGAAAAAUGCAAGUGAAGCAAAGGUAUGUUCAAGAGGUUAUCCAGCGGGGGCGCUCUUCUGUCAGGCCACCUUAUAUUCCACUGAUGAAUGUGGUGCCAGCUGUCUCCGACAUGGACCUCUCAGAGCCACAGUUAAAACCUCAAAAGAAAGGAGGAAGUGGAACCUCUCAGCCCUGCGACAACAUUGUGGUGGCGUACUACUUCUGUGGAGAACCUAUUCCCUACAGGACCAUGGUGAAGGGCCGUGUAGUGACCCUGGGACAAUUCAAGGAGCUGCUUACGAAGAAAGGAAAUUACAGGUAUUACUUUAAGAAAGUAAGUGACGAAUUUGAUUGCGGAGUGGUUUUUGAAGAGGUGAGAGACGAGGACACUAUUCUGCCCAUCUACGAAGAGAAAAUUAUCGGCAAGGUGGAAAAGAUCGACUAG